UUUCUCUGUUCCUCCACAUUCCUCUCUACCUCCUCAUUCAUUUGUGGAGUGGAGUCCCACUCCUACCACUCCUCUCCCUGUGACUCUCCACAACCAUCUCAUCUCCUUCACCUUCACCUUCAGUUACCCCCAUCCAAUUCCAUCCAGAUUGCAAUUGCACAGGGAGCCGAACAGGUGGGAUACAGGUAGAGAGAGGUGAGAAGGCAGUGGUGGGAGAUCCAUCUGCGAGGUGCCUCCAUGGCUGAGAAGGAGGGCAACCUCGACGCCGUCCUCAAGGAGGCCGUCGACUUGGAGAAUAUUCCCCUCGAGGAAGUGUUUGAGAACCUGAGAUGCAGCCGCGAGGGUCUCACAACUCAGCAGGCGCAGCAGCGCCUCGAAAUCUUUGGCCCCAACAAGCUUGAGGAGAAGGAGGAGAGCAAGUUCCUCAAGUUUUUGGGGUUCAUGUGGAAUCCACUCUCAUGGGUCAUGGAAGCUGCAGCUAUCAUGGCCAUUGCGCUGGCGAAUGGAGGGGGGAAGCCACCGGAUUGGCAGGACUUUGUUGGUAUCAUAACUCUUCUUGUUAUCAACUCGACAAUCAGUUUCAUUGAGGAAAACAAUGCUGGCAAUGCUGCUGCUGCACUCAUGGCCCGUCUUGCACCAAAGGCCAAGGUGCUUCGUGAUGGCCGAUGGACUGAGGAAGAGGCGGCCAUCCUUGUACCAGGGGAUAUCGUAAGUAUUAAACUUGGAGACAUUAUACCUGCAGAUGCGCGUCUCCUUGAGGGAGAUCCUUUGAAGAUCGAUCAGUCUGCCCUGACUGGAGAAUCAUUGCCUGUCACCAAAGGUCCUGGUGAUGGUGUCUAUUCUGGUUCGACUGUCAAGCAAGGUGAGAUCGAAGCCAUAGUGAUUGCUACUGGUGUUCACACUUUCUUCGGAAAAGCAGCACACCUUGUUGACUCAACUAACCAAGUUGGUCAUUUCCAGAAGGUCCUGACGGCUAUUGGGAAUUUCUGCAUUUGCUCAAUUGCUGUGGGAAUGUUUGUUGAGAUCAUUGUAAUGUACCCUAUCCAGCACAGGGCAUACCGCCCCGGGAUUGACAACCUCCUUGUCCUUCUCAUUGGAGGCAUUCCCAUAGCCAUGCCAACAGUCUUAUCUGUGACUAUGGCAAUUGGGUCACACCGCUUGUCUCAACAGGGAGCGAUCACAAAGAGAAUGACUGCAAUUGAGGAGAUGGCGGGCAUGGAUGUUCUUUGCAGUGAUAAAACUGGAACUUUGACCUUGAAUAAGCUCACCGUGGACAAGAACCUCAUUGAUGUCUUUGAAAGAGGAAUCACUCAGGACCAAGUGAUUCUCAUGGCUGCUAGAGCAUCACGAACAGAAAACCAGGAUGCUAUUGAUACUGCAAUAGUUGGGAUGCUAGCUGAUCCAAAAGAGGCCCGUGCUGGUAUUCAAGAAGUUCAUUUCCUGCCAUUCAAUCCUACUGACAAAAGAACAGCAUUGACAUACAUUGAUGGUGAUGGCAAAAUGUAUCGUGUUAGUAAGGGUGCACCUGAGCAGAUUCUCCACCUUGCUCAUAACAAACCGGAGAUAGAGCGGAGGGUCCAUGCUGUGAUUGACAAAUUUGCAGAACGUGGACUUAGAUCGCUUGCUGUAGCAUACCAGGAAGUACCAGAGGGGACGAAAGAAAGCCCUGGUGGCCCAUGGCAUUUUGUUGGUCUCAUGCCACUUUUUGAUCCUCCAAGGCACGACAGUGCUGAAACAAUUCGGCGGGCACUUAAUCUUGGUGUCAAUGUCAAGAUGAUCACAGGUGAUCAGCUGGCAAUUGGAAAAGAAACAGGGCGUCGCCUGGGAAUGGGUACAAACAUGUACCCUUCAUCCGCUUUGCUGGGACAGAACAAGGAUGAGUCCAUUGCCGCUUUACCAGUUGAUGAUCUCAUUGAGAAAGCUGAUGGCUUUGCUGGUGUAUUCCCAGAGCACAAGUAUGAGAUUGUGAAACGUCUGCAAGCAAGAAAGCACAUAUGUGGAAUGACUGGUGAUGGUGUCAAUGAUGCUCCAGCCCUAAAGAAAGCUGACAUUGGUAUUGCUGUUGCUGAUGCAACUGAUGCAGCCAGGAGUGCUUCAGAUAUUGUGCUCACAGAACCUGGUCUUAGUGUGAUCAUCAGUGCUGUGCUUACAAGUCGUGCAAUUUUCCAGCGUAUGAAGAACUACACUAUCUAUGCUGUCUCAAUCACCAUUCGUAUAGUGCUUGGAUUUAUGCUACUUGCGCUCAUCUGGAAAUUCGAUUUCCCCCCUUUUAUGGUCCUAAUCAUAGCAAUUCUAAAUGAUGGUACCAUCAUGACUAUAUCAAAGGAUCGGGUAAAACCAUCUCCACUACCUGACAGCUGGAAGCUGGCUGAGAUUUUUACAACUGGAGUUGUCCUCGGUGGAUACUUGGCAAUGAUGACAGUAAUCUUCUUCUGGGCUGCAUAUAAGACAGACUUUUUCCCGAGAAUAUUUCAUGUUGAAAGCCUUGAGAAGACAGCUCAAGAUGAUUUCCAAAAACUUGCCUCUGCUGUUUACCUCCAAGUUAGCACCAUCAGCCAAGCUCUCAUCUUUGUCACAAGGUCCCGCAGCUGGUCAUUUGUUGAGCGCCCUGGAUUUCUGCUGGUCUUUGCUUUCUUGGUUGCACAGCUGAUUGCUACACUGAUUGCUGUGUAUGCUGACUGGGCGUUCACCUCAAUCAAAGGCAUUGGGUGGGGUUGGGCUGGUAUUGUGUGGCUCUACAAUCUAAUCUUCUACUUCCCACUCGACAUUAUCAAGUUCCUCAUCAGAUAUGCUUUGAGUGGGAAAGCAUGGGAUCUUGUCAUUGAGCAAAGGAUCGCUUUCACAAGGAAGAAGGACUUUGGUAAGGAGGAGAGGGAGCUCAAGUGGGCACAUGCUCAGAGGACCCUCCAUGGACUGCAGCCGCCUGAUGCCAAGAUGUUCUCGGAGAAGGCUGGCUACAAUGAGCUCAAUCAGAUGGCUGAAGAGGCGAAGAGGAGGGCGGAGAUUGCCAGGCUUAGGGAGCUCCAUACGCUCAAGGGGCAUGUAGAAUCGGUUGUGAAGCUCAAAGGCCUCGACAUUGAGACCAUCCAGCAGUCUUACACCGUGUGAUCCAGCCUGUCCAUAAAGAAAGAAAAAAGAGGAUUAUUUUUUUUCCAGAUUUUCCUGUUUCGCUUUAACUUGACUGCAAUUCUGCAAUCACCUACGUGUACUUGAACCGAAUUGCUGUAAUCUUUGUCCCUCCUGCUCCAGCUUUCUACUACAUGGUAGUGUUAUAUAAUUUUUGGUCACCUGAAAAUAUAUAAGUGUUUGAGGUGAAGCACAAUGGCAAUGCCAGAGUUUUUUUGCUCGGUUACUGAGAAGCAUGUUUUCAUAAUCAAUCGGUCAAUUGUAUGGACAUAUUAUAGAUGAA
Molecule: messenger RNA, 3409 nt
Organism: Oryza sativa Japonica Group (Japanese rice)
Lineage: Eukaryota; Viridiplantae; Streptophyta; Magnoliopsida; Poales; Poaceae
Product: plasma membrane ATPase 1
Biological process (GO): proton export across plasma membrane; regulation of intracellular pH
Cellular component (GO): plasma membrane
Molecular function (GO): ATP binding; ATP hydrolysis activity; P-type proton-exporting transporter activity
Source: RefSeq, a predicted model, not a curated record